This is a messenger RNA of Schistocerca americana (American grasshopper), 1369 nucleotides long. RefSeq lists its product as uncharacterized. The transcript is spliced from 3 exons. NCBI's taxonomy places the organism in Eukaryota, Metazoa, Arthropoda, Insecta, Orthoptera, Acrididae. Bases 17 to 1018 code for a protein of 333 amino acids. The record is from RefSeq and is a predicted model, not a curated record.
UGCCGAGUGCUGCGCCAUGGCCCGUCCGUCGCCGACCACCGGCGCCCCCAGCGCGCUGCUGCUGCUGCUGCUGUCUCUGCUGCUCGCCUCCUCCUCCUCCUCCUCCUCCUCCACCGCCACGCCGGAAGACCUGCUGAGCUCCGUCGUGGACGAGUGCCUGGGCGCGCGUGGCCUGCCCAUGUCCUGCCUGCGCCUCAAGGUGCUCGACUACCUGGACGCCACCACCGGCUCCGGUCCCGCGGCCGCCACCGGCCGCUCCGCCUCCGACAUCGACGCCGACGCCGAGCACCUGGACGCCAUGAUCCUCAGCCGCGCCCAGAGGUUCCUAGAGACGCACCAGUUCAAGCUGCAGCUGCCGGAGUUCGCUUUCGGGCGCGCCGAACUCAUCUUCAGGCCCUCCAAGGGACUCGCGGAUUUCGACGUCAAGUUCCCCACCGAGAGGUCGGAGUCGGAGAAUGAAACUGAGAGGUCGCUAUCCGAAGCCCGUGGCAUGCUGAAGAAGAAGUUGCUGAUGCCCCUCCUGCUGCUACUGAAGCUGAAGAUGAAGGCGCUCACUCCGAUCUUCCUUGCGAUCAUCGGCAUCAAGUCGCUGAAGGCGUUCAUCAUGAGCAAACUGGCGCUGCUGCUGGUAGUGGGCUUCCUGGUGGUGCAGCUGUGCAAAAAGGCGGGCAUGAUGAUGCCCAUGCCCAUGUCAAUGGAACCGGCGCCCGCCCCGCCCAUGCCCUACGGGCCUCCGGCCCCGGCUCCGCCACCCACCAACCAGUACGGCCCCCCCACCAACCAGUACGGCCCUCCUAGCAACGAAUACGGCCCACCCAGCACGCAGUACGGCGCGCCCACGGGCUGGGACGCGUCCGCUGCCGGAGGCGGAAACGGCAACGGCAAUGGCAACGGCAACGGGAACCCGUACGCGCGGGUGUGGGACCCCCAGCAGCUGGCCUAUAGCGCGUACUACUCCCAGCAGCAGCCGCAGCCGCAGCAAGCCACGGCCACCACGGCGGGCACCCAGGCACAGUAGUAGAUUCUUACAAGCUGAGGGAGACUGAAAAAACUCUGCUGAGUUAAUGACACCGUAUUUAUUUAUUUGUGUUUUCUUCGACAUGAAAAACGAGAAGAAUUAUGACGUCCACCACUUUGUUUCAGACAUACGUCUGAAAACAAUGUUGGAAGUAUAGGUAGCUGCUGAUACUUCCUGCUGCUGACUGAACUCAGGCGUGACGUGAGAACUGUUCCUAGAUUCUCAGGAUAUUAGUCCUAAGGGCGACAGUUUACUUCAGGAAGAAACACAUCAUGCCAAAGAUUUAUUUAUUAAUAUUGUAUACGUGUCUCAAAUGAAACAUUAUUUAUUAAUAAAAGACAUUGAUUGAUU